AUGGCGCGGCCGUCCAAUACCCCUUCGCCGUCAACCCGCAACAAAAAUAUCGUUGACCAAGCAAAGGGAGGAGAAGAGGAAGACGAAGAAGAAAUUGUCGUCUCCCACAUCUAUCCUUCCUUCAUGAUUCCAGACAUUUUUACCGGGUACCCUCCCGUCAGGGAUGCCCUCGUCACCGACAGCUCUGUCGCCCAGGACCAGAUUGCCAACGAGUGUCGGCAUUUCGUGGCCGGUGAAGAUGAUAUCCUGGAGUACAAUGAGCACGGAGUCCCACGACUGAGCAGGGACAAACACAUCAGGUUUCUUCACCUAGCCCUGGGCGGACUGCCAGGCCGCUUCGUCGCCGUGGAUGCAAGCAGGCCCUGGUUUCUGUACUGGGCCAUCUCAGGUCUUACAAUCCUCGGCGAGGAUGUGUCCCGCUACCGGAACGCGGUCGCCGAGACAGCGCGCUCUAUGCAGAACGACACUGGAGGUUUCGGCGGAGGCUGCAGACAGCUUUCCCACAUGGCCACUUCCUAUGCAGUGGUCCUGGCUCUUGCCUUAGUGGGUGGAGAGGAAGCCUUCGAGGUCAUUGACAGGAAGGCAAUCUGGAGAUGGCUCUGUCGCCUCAAGCAGCCCGACGGAGGGUUUCAGGUCUGCCUCGGUGGUGAGGAAGACAUCAGGGGCGCGUAUUGUGCGGCAGUCAUAAUCAAGUUACUCAACCUUCCCCUGGACUUGGCGCCGGAGUCCCCAGCCUGGACGGAGGAGGGCGACAAGAACCUCCUCACCGGGCUAGGAGACUAUGUCCGACGAUGCCAAACAUUCGAGGGCGGCAUCUCUGGUCAGCCAGACGCCGAAGCCCACGGGGCGUAUGCGUUUUGCGCCCUGGGUUGCCUUUCCCUGCUUGGUCACCCUAGCCAGGUCAUCCCAAGAUACCUCGACGUUCCACGACUCAUUGCGUGGCUGUCGUCGCGACAAUAUGCGCCCGAGGGGGGCUUCUCCGGCCGCACCAACAAGCUCGUCGACGGCUGCUACAGCCACUGGGUUGGCGGGUGCUUCCCACUAAUUGAAGCGUGUCUCAGCGGCGCUACUACCGGUGGUGCUGAUCUUGCUGCUGGCAGCCUUCCACCUGCACCGGAAAGCCUAUUCAGCCGGGAAGGCUUGAUUCGGUAUAUUCUUUGCUGUUGCCAAGACCUGACCAGAAAGGGUGGGUUGCGGGAUAAGCCAGGAAAGUCGCCCGAUGCCUAUCACUCGUGCUAUGUCCUCUCGGGUCUCAGUUCAGCCCAGCAUCAAUGGGAACUAGUGCCGCCCGAGGAACAAGAAGAAGAGCCCGCGUCUGCUGGGACUGAACCCGCGACUUCAACGACAAGAUCAGUAGCAGCAGCAGCAGUAGCAGAUCCGCUAUGGGUCGUAUUGCCGUAUUUCGAGGGCGUGCAGAUCUUUGACCAGAGGGACCGGGUUCGACCAAUUCACCCAGUCUACGCCAUCCCCCACCGCAACCAGCAGGCCAUCAGGAAUUACUUCCUAGCGAAGGAAGGCUUCUAG
Lasiosphaeria miniovina is the source of this 1524-nucleotide messenger RNA. Its product is annotated as terpenoid cyclases/protein prenyltransferase alpha-alpha toroid. Gene Ontology annotation, biological process: protein farnesylation. The record is from RefSeq and is a predicted model, not a curated record. Gene Ontology annotation, molecular function: protein farnesyltransferase activity. The coding region runs from base 1 to 1524 and encodes 507 amino acids. Lineage: Eukaryota; Fungi; Ascomycota; Sordariomycetes; Sordariales; Lasiosphaeriaceae. Gene Ontology annotation, cellular component: protein farnesyltransferase complex. The transcript has 5 exons.